GUGGGUCAUGUGCUGAAGCUGCCGCUAGGUGUCGCUGCUUCCCCGCGGUCACGUCGAUAGCCCGGCGGCGGUGUGGUGGCAGAAGACAGCGUCAGCUGGCGGAGAGGACUCACUGAGAUCAAGCAGCAGCCGUCGUCCCACACGCUGCCAUGGUCUCAUCGACGGAAACCUUCACGAAAGCACUUCCUUCUCUCCUUUCGGGGGACAAACUUUAAACACUAGAGGUACUCACGGCGCAGCGGGAUGCCACGACCCCAGUGAACAAGGCGACAAGGUGGAACGGAAAGUAUCGACCACACGGAAACCACAAAGAAGGAGGAGAAGAAGAAGAAGCAGUUGGUUGCUCUUUUUUUCACCCCUCGAAAGGAAAGACGGCAUCCGGCCUGAGAAGAAGCUCCGAGGUCGGGGACUCCGGUCGGAGCCACGCCAAUCGCUUCUGGCCUCCCCUUCCUGAGAGCUCCAUGGAGAAGAUGAAGCGCUUCAAGCGCCGUCUCACUCAGACGCUGCGAGGUAGCCACACCAUCGACGAGUCCCUGUCUGAACUGGCCGAGCAUAUAACCAUAGAGGAGAAUGGUCUGAAGGACAACGAGCCUAUAGUGAGGAACGGCCGUCCUCCAUCAGCCCACAGCGUCCACUCUUUUCUUCACCAAUACGCAGGCUCUUUCAAAAAGCCUCCACUGCGACGGCCGCAAAGCGUCAUCGGAGGAGGUCUGGGCUCGCUCAUGGUCAUGCCUCGCAAUGGCAGUCGCCUUGAUAUCGUCCACGAAAACCUGAAAAUGGGGUCAGACGGGGAGAGCGACCAAGCGUCUGGGACGUCCUCCGACGAGGUGCAGUCGCCCACAGGCGUUUGUCUGAGGAACCGAGGGAACAGGCGCAUCUCUGCGGAGGACCUGAACAAACGUCUGUCUCUGCCUGCGGAUAUCCGGAUACCUGACGGUUACCUGCAGAAGCUACAGCUGAACAGCCCGCCCUUCGACCAGCCUCUGAGCCGGCGCUCCCGCAGAGCAUCCCUGUCAGAAAUUGGAUUUGGGAAGCUGGAGUCUUACAUCAAACUGGACAAACUUGGGGAGGGUACAUACGCAACAGUUUACAAGGGGAGGAGUAAGUUGACGGACAACCUAGUGGCGCUGAAGGAGAUCAGACUGGAACACGAGGAGGGGGCGCCGUGCACAGCUAUCAGAGAAGUCUCCCUGCUGAAGGACCUGAAACACGCCAACAUCGUGACGCUGCACGACAUCGUGCACACGGACAAAUCUCUCACACUGGUUUUUGAAUAUCUGGACAAGGACCUGAAGCAGUACAUGGACGACUGCGGGAACAUCCUGAGCAUGCAGAAUGUCAAGAUUUUCCUUUUCCAGAUCCUGCGAGGCUUAGCCUACUGUCACAGACGGAAGGUUCUGCACAGAGACCUGAAGCCCCAAAACCUCCUUAUCAACGACAGGGGGGAACUCAAGCUAGCAGACUUUGGUUUAGCCAGAGCCAAGUCUGUGCCCACAAAAACCUACUCCAACGAGGUGGUGACUCUGUGGUAUCGGCCUCCAGACGUACUGCUGGGCUCGUCUGAGUACUCCACGCAGAUAGACAUGUGGGGUGUGGGCUGCAUAUUCUAUGAGAUGGCUGCAGGCAGGCCCCUGUUUCCAGGCUCCACAGUGGAGGACGAGCUGCACCUCAUCUUCAGGCUGUUAGGCACUCCGACGGAAGACAGCUGGCCGGGAAUCUCCUCCAUCGAGGAGUUCAAGUCCUACAAGUUCCCAAAGUACAAGACUCAGCCUCUGAUCAAUCACGCGCCGAGGCUGGACAAUGAUGGACUCGACCUUCUGAUGUCGUUCCUGAAAUUUGAAUCCAAAAAGAGAGUCUCUGCCGAUGAAGCCAUGAGGCAGCCAUACUUCAGGAGCCUGGGGCCGCGCGUGCACACGCUGCCAGAGAAUAUGUCCAUAUUUACACUGAAGGAGGUGCAGCUCCAGAAAGAUCCCGGCUACAGGAACUCCUCGCACCCUGAAUCAGGUAAUGGGAAGAACAGAAGACAAAGCAUGCUGUUUUAGUAUUUCUGGACUGGGUUUGCUUCUGUGGGGAGGAUCCCUCAGCUGUGUACAGCCUCGCAGACGGAUCAGGACCCAGAGAUGUUUUUUUUUUUUUUUUGGCAUGGACGGAACAUCAGGAUCAUCAUCACUCCAACCAAACUGUUCUUUGGGGGGAGAAACUCCGCCCCUUUGCUCCUGAGUUUGGUCCAAGUCUGACUCCAGUGAGAGACGACUAUGUACUGUACAUGGAUAUUUAUUGAGAGAAGAGAACGUGCUGCUAAAUCUGACUACUGUCUAGAAUUCUAACUGGCUCAGUCACUUUAAUACCUACAUGCAAUGUGUAUAGAUUUUUAUUUGUUUUUUCAAGUAGUGGUAUGUUUUUAGUUUUUUUUUUUUUUUUUGGUGUUACAUUUUCAUACAGAGAAGUGUGUUUGAGGCUCACGGUCGUGGGGUGUUUGUGUAGCAGCUCAGCGGGGGUGGAUGUGGGGUCAGUCGCCUCCUCCCUUGUGGAGCCAUCACCGUCCGCUUUGAUAAAGCGACGGCUUUCAUCCUGACGGGAGGCCGACACGAGAGCAGAAAGGAAAAAAAAAUCCACAUUCUUGUCUGAGGCUUGCGUAUCAUUCCGGGAUGCUGAGGUCUCAGCCGUGACCAACGAACAAACGCAGAGGCUGGCGAGGGCAUUACAGCGAGAGAUUUAGAACCAUGUACAUUUGGGAUUAACCUCCAUUGUUUGUUUUUCCAUCUAAACUAAAGAGGAGGAGCAACCAGCGAGUCUGCUUUUGUGCGUUUCCCUCUCAUUCCCAUCUCCAUCAAGAGUUAAAAAAACAUCUUCUUUUCUCUGGAUUGCCUCUGUUGUUGUUGCAUGCCUGCUCUGUCGUGUGACGGUCACUGAAGCCCCGCCCCCUAACGAGUCUGUUCUGUUUAACAGUGUUAUACGACGUUUUGUAUUUUCUUUAUUUGUGAAUAAUUGUUUGUGUGGGAUUUUGUCUCCCUCUCUUCCCUUCCUUUUUUGAGUUUUAUUUUCAGAGUAAAGAAAAAUUAAAUUUAAAGUUGACAAAUCUAAA
Messenger RNA from Oryzias melastigma (Indian medaka), 3085 nucleotides. RefSeq names its product cyclin-dependent kinase 17. Gene Ontology annotation, molecular function: ATP binding; protein kinase activity. Gene Ontology annotation, cellular component: nucleus; cytoplasm. Lineage: Eukaryota; Metazoa; Chordata; Actinopteri; Beloniformes; Adrianichthyidae. The record is from RefSeq and is a predicted model, not a curated record. Gene Ontology annotation, biological process: protein phosphorylation. Bases 462 to 2042 code for a protein of 526 amino acids. The transcript is spliced from 17 exons.